AUGGGGGAAACAGUGAGGAAGCAGCUUGCGGAGGGCUUGGCAAGAGUCAGCUCCCUGGAUGGCAAGUAUAAAGUACGGAGCUACCAGUUCAUACUGUACCCAAGGGUGAUGUGGCCUGAGUGAGGUCCCUUCCUCAGUGGCAGACAAGAUAGACAGCCCGGCAAACUUGUUCAUCAAGAAGUGGCUGGGACAGCCAAGAUGCCUCUCAGAUGUAGGCCUAUUCGGCAGGAACAUGCUGCAGCUGCCACUGCGAUCCAUCAGCCAGGGAUACAGACAGGAGAAGGUUCGAGUGGUGCUGGAUCUACGAGAAUCCACUGACCAUCUGGUGAGGGCAGCUGGUUCCCAGGUACGAACAGUGAGGAAGUGGAAAGCCCAGGAGAAGGUUGACAAGGCAGUCAUCAGGCUGAAAUACCACGAGGUCAUUGGAAGAGUCAAGGUGGGGUAA
Molecule: messenger RNA, 445 nt
Organism: Xyrichtys novacula (pearly razorfish)
Lineage: Eukaryota; Metazoa; Chordata; Actinopteri; Labriformes; Labridae
Source: the annotation of a GenBank genome assembly